AUGAAGAGUAGUGAUUGUGUUUCGGGUUUCACUGUUUAUUUGACUGCUUUGAAUAUGAAGAGUACUAGUAUUGCUGACGUAUUGAAUAUAAAGAAAGUUAGUUUGUUGUUGAAGUCUGUGAUUCGAACAAAUCCAAAGCAUCCAGCGGGUUGGAUCAAAUCUGCGAGAUUAGAGGAAGAUGCUGGUAAGAUUCGGAAAGCAAGAGAGUUGAUAAGAAAAGGUUGUGAAGAAUUUCCAAAGAAUGAGGAUGUGUGGAUGGAGGCAUGUCGGUUGGUGAAUCCGGAUGAAGCUAAGGGUGUUAUAGCUAGGGGUGUUAAAGCGAUUCCCAAUUCGGUAAAACUUUGGAUACAGGCUGCAAGAUUGGAACAUGACGCUGCCAAUAAAAAUAGGGUUUUAAGAAUGGGUCUUGAAAAGAUACCAGAUUCUGUGAGGUUAUGGAAAGCACUUGUGGAACUUGCUGCUAAUGAGGAUGAUGCAAAGCUUUUGCUUCAGAGAGCGGUGGAAUGUUGCCCGUUGCAUGUGGAGUUGUGGCUAGCCUUAGCUCGGUUAGAAAAGUAUGAUGCGGCUAGGAAGCUGUUAAAUAAGGCAAGAGAGAAGCUCCCUAAAGAACGAGCAAUUUGGAUCGCUGUAGCCAAACUGGAAGAAGCUUUUGGAAACACAUUUACGGUUGGGAAGAUAAUAGAAAGGGGUAUUGGGGCUUUACAGAGAGAAGGAGUGGAGAUUGAUCGGGAAGCUUGGAUGAAAGAAGCUGAGGCUGCUGAAUGGGUUGGUUUCGUGUGGACAUGUAAUGCUAUCAUUAGUAACACAAUUGGGAUUGGGGUGGAAGAAGAAGAAGACCGUAAGGCAACUUGGCUUGCUGAUGCAGAAGAGUGCAAGAAAAGGGGUUCCAUCGAAACUGCUAGAGCAAUUUAUGGCUGUGCAAAUGCUGUCUUUAAAUCAAAGAAGGUUGCAUAG
Messenger RNA from Helianthus annuus (common sunflower), 954 nucleotides. RefSeq names its product protein STABILIZED1. The transcript is spliced from 2 exons. Gene Ontology annotation, molecular function: protein binding. Lineage: Eukaryota; Viridiplantae; Streptophyta; Magnoliopsida; Asterales; Asteraceae. The record is from RefSeq and is a predicted model, not a curated record. The coding region runs from base 1 to 954 and encodes 317 amino acids. Gene Ontology annotation, cellular component: catalytic step 2 spliceosome; U4/U6 x U5 tri-snRNP complex. Gene Ontology annotation, biological process: positive regulation of miRNA metabolic process; mRNA splicing, via spliceosome; gene silencing by siRNA-directed DNA methylation.